AUGGGGAGCGAAAUGGGGAGCGGAAGAGUUUCCGCUCAUGCCCUCCCUGCGGGAGGUCAGGGCGCAAACGAGCUCAGGGCGCAAGAGAGGUCGGCGCGCGGAAUGGGGGGAAAGCCGCGGGGCGGCAAGGGGGCGACGGGUGGAGGGGAAUCCGCUUCAGCAGCGGCGGCGGCGGCGCAUGGGGGGAGCGGGGGGGAGAAGGCUAGGAUGGCGGACGGUGCCGGGCAGAAAGGGCGCGGUGGGGGAGGCGCAGGGGAGAAGGGUCGAGGGCGGGAAGGAUCGGGGGUAAUGGGGCGGACGGCGGAGGCUGCGGAGGCGGCGGAAGUGGCGGUGUCGCUGGGGGUGACGGGGCACGCGGGGCACCUCGAGAUCAUCCCCGUCCUUCCUGCUCGUGCGCGCCUCCAACUUCCGCUCCCCAUUUCGCUCCCCAUCUGCUCCGUGGCAUGCUACCUUUCCAUAGCGCCCCGCGGCGCUAAAGACCUCCCUUCCCUGCGUCACCUCUUGCCCGCACGGCCACUCCGCACCGAACCCCCUUCUCCAUUACCUUCAACUCUGCAUUAUCCCGCCAGCACUCACGGCCAGUCGUUUCAUCUCCCCUGCACCUCUUGCUUCAUUCAGUCCCUUUUGAAGCAGGAGCAGCCAACCAAUCAACCCAUUCCUCCUCCACCCUCCUUCCACGUUCGUCUCAAUCCUUCUCUCCCAACCUCUUUCCCGACCCUGCAGCCCAAGCCUCCCUUCUCCGAGCCUCUGGACGUUCGGGAUCUUCCAGAGCUGUGCCCUCUGGCCGUGUGGGAUGACGUGGAGCGCCAGCUGGCGUCGGAGCCGCAGGAAGACGCCAUGUGGAAGUACGACUGGAUGCCACAUGGCGCCCUGUCCGCCGUGAUACCUGGAGGGCUGGGCAGCGUGCUGCAGCCAGCGUGGCACCCUCCCUGGGUGGAGGAGUGGGGGGACGGCCCGUGGGGGGAGGUUGAGGGGGAGGGGAAGGGGAUACAGGAAGGGGAGGGCGAGGGUGGGGAGGAGGAAGGGGUGGUGAGUCGACCAGAGCAGGUGGACGAGCUGUUCUUCCCUGCGGGCUCAUAUCUCGAUCUCACCCGCCCGCCCCCCUCUGCUCUAGAGCUCCUGUUCUUCCCCCCGGGCACGUAUCUUGACCUCACCCGUCCGCCCCCUUCCUCCCUGGAGCUCGUCCGCGGCACCACUGCCGGUGCCGCCCACCCCCUCGCCCUCUCCUCGCACCUGGCCCCCCACGCUGCCACUGCUGCUGCGGGUGAUGAUGCAGGGGGGUUGCAGCAUGGGGAGGGGCAGGCGAGUGGGGGGAGAGGGGAGUCAGAAGAAGCGCUAGCGGCACUGUUCGCAUACUUGGAGGGAGGGGCGGAAGGGGGUGGGGGAGGGGUUGGGGGAGGGGGAGGGGCAGGAGAGGCGAGGGGCGUUGGGGAUGCGUCGCUGCUGUUGAGUGUGCCGCCCGGGUUCACUGAGGGCGGACGAUUCGAGGCCAGGGAGGAGGUGAGAGUCAUGGAGGGACAUGCUGCCGCUCUCUCUGCUGCGUGCGCUGGCAACCCCCCCAAAGGAGGUUUCAGAGGUGCCUCCCAAGGAGGGCCAGGGGACAUGCUGCCGCUCACUCUGCUGCGUGCGCUGGCAACCCCUCAAAAGGAGGUAUCAGAGGUGCUUUCCAAAGAGGUGCAGGGUGCGGGCUCUGGAGGGGCAGCAGGGAGUGGCGCUGCUGGUGUGGAUGGGGUAGAGGAGGGCGGCGAGAGAGGGCGCGAGGUGGGGGUGGAGGGAGGGGAUGGGGAGGACGAUGGGGGGGGAGAGGGGGAGAGCGGGAAGCUUGGGUUCGCAGAUGUGUUCCAAACGGCGUGGGGUGCUGGGGGGGAUGACGAGGAGGAGGACGAGGAGGAAGAGGAGGAGGAGGGAGAGGAGGAGGGAGAGGAAGAGGGAGAAGGGGAGGAAGGGAAAGAGGAUGUGGGAGGAGGAAUGGGCUCGCCACCUCACGACUGUCACCCCAAGGAGAGCGCAGUGGGAGGAAGGGCGGGGCGGCAGGGCAGCAGCAGUGGAUGCACUGCACUGCUGGGGGCGGUCCUGCCCCCCACCGCACGGCCGUCAGCACAAGGCAAGCGCAGUGAGAGGAAGAGCGGGGCGGCAGCAGCGGUGGAUGCACUGCUGGGGGCGGGCCAGUUUCUCUCUGCCCCAUUGCGUCCGUCCAUUCUCCCAUUCCCCUCCUCGUACCUUCCCUUGCAUACAGCUGUGGCCAGGCCGUCAGCACAAGGCAAGUGCAGUGAGAGGAAGAGUGGGGCAGCAGCUGCGGUGGAUGCGCUGCUGGGGGCGGGCAGAGGGGCGUUUGGCAGCCUCGAGUGGUGGACUGCUGGCUCGGGCCUGGGCCUGCUGGGUGCUGCGCCUUCUGCCUCCCGCCCUGCUGCUUCAAAGCAGGUGAGUGUAAGUGAAAGAAACUAG
Messenger RNA from Closterium sp. Naga37s-1, 2445 nucleotides. The record is from the annotation of a GenBank genome assembly. Lineage: Eukaryota; Viridiplantae; Streptophyta; Zygnematophyceae; Desmidiales; Closteriaceae.